AUGGGGGACAUAAGGGCAGAGUGUCUCUCUCGUGCUAUAGCAGCAAGAAGAGAAGAAUGGGGGGGCUGCGGGGGACAAUUAACGGAGGGAUUAAAGUCUUUAAUAGUUAGUCGUUGUUGCUUAACAUGGUUAAAGACAAUAGAGGCAUUAUUACCUUUAUCUUGCUGCAGCAACAGUUGGAGACAGUCCCUUGAUGAAGCAAUAGCAGCAGGAGAUGUACCUGUUGUUAUCUCCUUUUCGUGUGUUGCGCUGCUCUCGCGUCAAACGCAUGCAGUUCAGGUGUCUCUCCUCUCUCGUCUUGCUCGCUGCUCAACUGUCUCUCUUUUCUUAGACUUCUCCCUCUCUUCAGGGGGUCCCCCCUCCCUCCUUCAAGGGGGCCCCCUCCUUCAGGGGGCCCCCCUCCUUCAAGGGCAUGCAGGGCAGCUAGUUAAGUAUCUGCUGCAGCAAAUGCCAUUUGCCAUCGAGCUGUCUAUUGAUCUACAAGCAUGGGAGACACCCUCGGGGGCCCUUGCUGCUGAGGUCUUAAGACUUAUAUGUAGGAGUACCAGUACCCUUACAACCCUCCAGCUAAGGGGAGCCCUACUUCAUCAGCGCAUGCAUGCACUCUUAGCCUCUGGUUGUUCUCUUUACCCUGUCCCUAGAAGGAGACACCUGUCUCCUAGUAUAGAGGCACAAUGCGGCAGCAGCAAACCACCUAGUAGUACUACUAGCUGCAGCGGAGACAGCAGCAAUGUCCCUAGUAGUAAUAGUCCCCCUGCCUGUCUCCCUUUAUCUAUACACACAACCCCACAACUGCAUGCUGGACAGGAUAAUGGAAACGAUCCCCCACACGGAGACGAUCCCACACCCCCUACACCCCACACACCCAAUAUAGAUAUCUCCUCCCCUUCUUCACAACGAACACCCCCUACAUCGGAUCCUCUCUCUGGCUCUCCAACACCACCCUCCCCACCACCAUCAGAAGUAUCAGAAACAACAGAAGCAGCAGACUCAACAGAACCAACAACAGCAACAGCAGCAGCAACAGUAGCAGCAACAGCAGCAGCAACAGCAGCAAUAGCAGCAGCAGAAGCAACAGCAGCAGCAACAGCGGCCGAAGCAGGUGGUGCGGAGGAGGUGCUGCCGUCUUGCGGCAGUAUCUGGGGUAAGGAGGAGAUGGAGGAUUGGUUGGAAUCGUCUCCGGAAGAUACACCUCCCCAGGUGUCUCCUCAUGAAUAUAUGAGAGAAAGGAGACAGGGAUUCUAUUUACCUAAUCUUAUUCGUUUAUCUCUUGAGGGUUUACAGCUGCUACAGUACCUAGGGGCCCCCCACCUAGAGGAAACAGCAAUAACCCUUACAUCGGAGGCCCUAUCUCUUGAGUCCCUUACAACCAUGUAUUAUGAUCUAGCGUCCCUUCCUCCUUCUUUAAGGGCAGGGCCCCCCCUACAGGUACCCUCUUAUAGAUUAGGGGGCCCCCCUACCUCCUUUAUACACCCCUGUCUCCCCUUAAGGUUCUUAAAGACCUAUGGUAAACACCUCCAUACCCUUAAGGUAGUGGGCCUCAUGGGGCCCCUUGCUAAGAGCGAGCUUGCCCAUUGGGCCUCAAGGGCCCUAGAAACCCUUCGCAGACAACAACAGCAGCAGCAGCAGCAAGAGCAGCACCAAGGGCAGGAGCAAGAGCAGGAGCAGCAGCAAGAGCAACAAACGGGCUUGGAGGUGGGCUCAGGCAUAAAAGGAGACACUGACGACUCAAUGUGCGGGGCGCGUGGAGAUAGCAGAGACAAAUCUUGCUGCGAGUGCUGCUUGCUGCAGCAGGAGACAGCAGCAAAUAAAGGAUGGCUGUGCUGCUGCAGCUUAGGGGAGCUACAGGAGCUGCUAGUAGAGGAGACAAGCUUCCUUGUCUUUGUGUCUCCUCCUAAGCUGCUGCAGCUAGAGGUAACAGUUUGCUGCAGCAGCGACUGGAUGCUGCUGCUAGAGUUCCUGCGUCUCUAUGGGGGGUUGCUGCAGCAGCUAACAGUGUGGGGUGACGAAGUGUGUCCUCCCUCGUUGGGUCCCCUUUCGCCUUCCUUCAGCAGCAGCAGCAACAUCAGCAGCAGCUGCAUCAGCAGGGUAUGGGGGAGAUGUCUCAGCAGCAUGAGUGUCCCCGAAGAGACGCAGCAAUUAAUUUCUUUUCUUAAGGCUAAGUCUGCAGCAGAGAGGGGAGGAAACACAGGAAAAUGUUUAUCCACUGCAGCAGGAGACAGCAGCAAGAGAGUGUCUGCUGUCUCCCCCUCAAGACCUAUCCGCCUGCAGGAAUUAAAGAGUCUCCAAUGCCCCUCCUGUCUCCUUCCUGAGCUUUGCUGCAGCAUUGGCACCAGCAGCUGCAACACCAGCAUCGAUUUCCUGCCGAGUCUCCGUCAUCUAGAUACCUGGGGAGACGCCCGAAGAAUUGUCUCCUUUCUGCAGCCAAAGAGACACUUAGAGACAGUUGUCGUUAGGUCUAUCACUAACGCAGCAGAGGCCCUUAAGCAAUGCGAAAGGGAUAUAGUAUCCUUAACAGCAAGCAGCGGCAGCAGCAACAGCAGCAGAAGCGGCAGCAGUAUCGGCCUCAUGAGCAGCAGCAGCAGCGGAGGUAGGAUACCUAUAAGCAGCAGCAGCAGCAGGCUACCUGUCAGCAGCAGCAGCAGCGGCAAGCUAUCUACAAGCAGCAGCAGCAGCAAGCUACCUAUCAGCAGCAGCACCUCCUGCCUUAACAGACUGCCGCAACAGCCCUUUUAUCCAUGCAGCAGCCCCACAGCAGCAGCAGCAGAAAAUAAUUUGAUUUCUUAUGAAGGGCCCGGGUCUAUACUCAACUCUUGGAGUAUACCUCCAGCAGCAGCAGCAGCAACAGCAGCAGUACCAGUAGCAGCUGCCGUUGCUGCUGCUGGUGCAACGGCAGCAGCACCAGCAGUGGCGGCAACAACACCAGGAGUAGUACCAGCAGAAGCAGCUGCUGUUGUUGCUGCAGCAGCAGCAGCAACAACAGUGUUAAAGGCCUCAACAGAUGCCACAGCAGUACCACCUGUCUCGUCUUAUACACAGUCUCCUUCGGGGGCAGUGCAGGAACAAAAGAGUCCUAAAGGGGGGCCCCUGCAGGGCAUCGAGGACGGCCCCCGUCGGGGGCCCCCAAAGAAAUCCUCCACGGGCCCCCUGGGAGGUUCAUCUAGGACACCCCCGAGGAGAUUUUCUGGGGAGGCCCCGAUUGGGUACCCGUUGGAGGGGCCCCAAGGGUCUGAAAUCUCUAUUGUUGUAGGGCCCCAGGGAUCUGGUGACUCUCUUAUUGUGGGUCCCCAAGGGUCUAAUGACUCACUUCUUGAGGGGCCCCCUCAACCCGAGGGCAGCAGAUCUGCUGCUGGUGGCAGUGAGGGUUUAGGAGAUGAGCUGGGUCUAGGAGAUGAGGAGGGUUCAGGUGAUGGUUUUAAGGGUUUAGAGGAGCUGGAUUAG
Molecule: messenger RNA, 3441 nt
Organism: Eimeria maxima
Lineage: Eukaryota; Apicomplexa; Conoidasida; Eucoccidiorida; Eimeriidae
Exons: 3
Coding region: 1-3441 (1146 amino acids)
Source: RefSeq, a predicted model, not a curated record